Molecule: messenger RNA, 4209 nt
Organism: Phyllopteryx taeniolatus (common seadragon)
Lineage: Eukaryota; Metazoa; Chordata; Actinopteri; Syngnathiformes; Syngnathidae
Gene: unc5cb
Product: unc-5 netrin receptor Cb
Exons: 17
Coding region: 416-3319 (967 amino acids)
Biological process (GO): netrin-activated signaling pathway
Cellular component (GO): membrane
Molecular function (GO): netrin receptor activity; protein binding
Source: RefSeq, a predicted model, not a curated record
CUCCUCUCCUCUCCUCUCCGUUUCAGUCCACGCAGUCAGUGGAAGGAGAGCACACGGUCACAAGUCAUACGGAGCUCACUCCCACUCGCAACGUGGAAUUUUGGGGGAAAGCGGCGAGCCACCGGCGUGGGGCGGGGGACUUAAACCGGAGCAUGCGUCCGGGCACCGGGGCUUCGAUCCACAAGUGAGCCGCUCACGUGUGCAGCACACGGACACAAGAUUCAAUCUGGUGGAGCGCCACAAAAGUGUUUUGGGAUUAAUUAACGCCGCUACUUUUAUUGAAGGGCUGUUUGUUUUAUUUUUUUGAUUCAUCAUCUGCUAUUUAAAAACCAAAAAAAAACAAAAACAAAAACAACAACAAGAAAAAAACGAGCAACCAGCCCCCUCCGGGGAGCGCAGUUUUGGCUCCUCCGUCAUGGGCCGCGACGCUGAUAGAGACGCCCGGAGACAGGCGAGGAGGUGCCCGCCGGAGAUGCUCACCCUGCCGGCGCUGCUGCCGCUUCUGCUCCUGGCCAUGAUCCGCGCCAGCCUGGCUCAAGUGGACGACGACUUCAUAGGUCUCAGCGAGCUGCCGGAAACCUUCCCCUCCGACCCGCCCGAGCCGCUGCCCGUGUUCCUGAUGGAGCCCGAAGAGGCCUACAUCGUCAAGAACAAGCCCGUCAACCUGUACUGCAAGGCCACGCCCGCCACGCAGAUCUACUUCAAGUGCAACAGCGAGUGGGUGCACCAGAAGGAGCACACGGUGGAGGAGCGCGUGGACGAGAACUCUGGCCUGGUGGUGAGGGAAGCCAGCAUCGAGAUCACUCGGCAGCAGGUGGAGGAGCUCUUCGGACCCGAGGACUUCUGGUGCCAGUGUGUGGCCUGGAGCUCGGCGGGGACCACAAAGAGCCGCAAAGCCCACGUCCGCAUCGCCUACUUGAGGAAGACUUUUGACCAAGAACCGCUCGGGAAGGAAGUGUCACUGGAGCAGGAAGUGUUGCUCCAGUGCCGCCCACCCGAAGGCAUCCCAAUGGCUGAGGUGGAGUGGCUGAAGAACGAGGAGGUGAUCGACCCUGCCGACGACAGGAACUUCUAUAUCACCAUCGACCACAAUCUGAUCAUCAAGCAGGCGCGGCUGUCUGACACGGCCAACUACACGUGCGUGGCCAAGAACAUUGUGGCCAAGCGACGCAGCACCACUGCUACGGUCAUUGUCUAUGUAAAUGGCGGCUGGUCGACAUGGACGGAGUGGUCGGUAUGCAACAGCCGCUGUGGGCGGGGCUACCAGAAACGCACGCGCAGCUGCACCAACCCGGCGCCGCUCAACGGUGGCGCCAUCUGCGAGGGGCAAGGCAUCCAGAAGCUGCCGUGCAAUCCUCUCUGCCCAGUGGAUGGCCUGUGGACAGAGUGGAGUAAGUGGUCCACCUGUGGGACAGAGUGCACCCACUGGAGGAGGAGGGAAUGCGGCGCGCCGGCACCCAAAAACGGUGGCAAGGACUGUGAGGGCAUGGUGCUGCAGUCCAAGAACUGCACGGAUGGCCUUUGCAUGCAGAGUUCCUUAUAUCAGAAGUCAGCUGAGGCUAAAGGCAAGCUUGAUUUUGGAAAUACAUUGGCCCCCAGCACGGACGACGUGGCCCUCUACGUGGGCAUCGUCAUCGCCGUUAUCAUGUGCUUGGUCAUCUCUGUGGUGGUGGCGCUCUUCAUCUACCGGAAGAACCACCGCGACUUCGACUCGGACGUCAUGGACUCGUCCGCCCUCAACGGAGGCUUCCAGCCGGUCAGCAUCAAGACGGCGCGGAAAGCCGAUCUCCUCACCGCGCCCCCUGACCUGACCUCGGCGGCCGCCAUGUACCGAGGCCCCGUCUACGCCCUGCACGACGUGGCCGACAAAAUCCCCAUGACCAACUCCCCGCUGCUGGACCCUCUUCCCAACCUCAAGAUCAAGGUGUACAACUCCUCUGGCCUGGUGACACCGCAGGACGACCUGGGAGGCGAGUUGUCCUCCAAGCUCUCGCCCAAGCUGCCACACUGCCUGCUGGACAACGGCGACGGCACAAUUGGCCGCCGCACGCAGACGCUGCUGCGCUCCAGGGACCCCUCCUGCACCGCGGUGGGAUCCUUCAGCUCGCAGGGCGGACACCUCAUUGUCCCCAACUCAGGUGUGAGUCUGCUUAUCCCGGCAGGAGCCAUCCCACAAGGUCGUGUGUAUGAAAUGUACGUGACCGUCCAGAGGAAGGAAAUCUUGAGUUCUGCCCCCUCCUCUCGCCACCGGCCCUCUAGGCCCUCAGUGGAAGACGGGCAAGCGGCGUUGAGCCCCGUGGUGAGCUGCGGCCCACCGGGCGCCCUCUUGACGAGGCCCCUGGUCCUCACCAUGCACCACUGCGCCGUGUCCGACGGCCAGCAGGACUGGCUGAUCCAGCUCAAGAGCCAGUCGCCGCAGAACAUGUGGGAGGACGUGGUGGUGGUGGGCGAGGAGAACUUCACCACGCCGUGCUACAUCCAGAUGGACGACGAGGCGUGCCACAUCCUGACGGAGACUCUGGGCACGUACUGCCUGGUGGGCCAGUCGCUCAGCGCCGCCACCACCAAACGCCUCAAGUUGGCCAUCUUCGGGCCGCUCACCUGCCCCGCCGCCGAGUACCACAUCCGGGUCUACUGCCUGGACGACACGCAGGACGCGCUCAAGGAAGUCCUCCAAAUGGAGAAGCAGAUGGGAGGCAAGUUGUUGGACGAACCAAAGACGCUCAACUUCAGCGACAGCACCCACAACCUGAGACUUUCCAUUCACGACGUUCCUCACACGCUGUGGAAAAGCAAGCUGCUGGCCAAGUAUCAGGAGCUCUGUUUCCAGCAAGUGUGGGACGGCUCCCAGAGGAACCUCCACUGCUGCUUCACUCUCGAGCGCUUCUCCACCGCCACCGUGGAGCUCACCUGCAAGAUUUGCGUGCGCCAAGUGGAGGGCGAAGGUCAGAUCUUUCAGCUGGACACCACGCUGUCAGAGGAUUCCCAGAGCAUCGACACGUCCCUGCUGGACCCGGCCAGUAACAUCACCACGCUGGUGGGACCCAACGCCUUCCGCAUCCCCGUCUCCAUUCGCCAGAAGCUGUGCGGCAGCCUUGACGCGCCGCAGACCCGCGGCAACGACUGGAGGAUGCUGGCCCACAAGCUCAACCUCGACAGAUAUCUGAACUACUUCGCCACCAAGUCCAGCCCGACGGGGGUCAUCCUGGACCUUUGGGAGGCGCAGCACUUCCCCGACGGCAACCUGAGUCGCCUGGCCCAAGUCCUGGAGGAGAUGGGACGCCACGACAGCCUCCUCCCCGCGGCCAACGAGCACUGACGACAUUCCGGCAGUUCCCGAUCCUUGCGAGGUUGGAAGAGAGGCAGGCGAAAACAACAACACUACUGCUCCUACGCUCGCACCUCUGUGGUAUUUAUGGCACCGGUCGCCAUGGAAACAGGCCUCGGCUUUUUUCACGAGAAACAAUCCCAAGACCGGUGUUGAAGAGGAAUGAUCUUUGCGUCGGGUCUCCACGGCAACCCAUCAGAUGGACUCGUGUUCUGUGAUAGCAUAGUAUUGAAUAUGAAUAAUAAUAAUAAUCCCAAUUAUGCUUUACAAGUCUUAUGUUUUUGAAAUAAGUGGCAGUGUCCUCUCACACUACUUUUGUUGCUUUUCUAUGAUUAUUGCUUAUUGUUUGCCGACCAUUUGGCGAAAAAGGGGGUUGAUGAUGCAGAUUUGUCUCAUGAUUCUUUGUGCGUUGUGAUAAACGAGACCCUAAGGGAGAGCUGGAUGUAAUUGUAUGUCCCAAAAAAAAAAAAAAUCUAUUUUUCUAGGACCAAAUGUAAACACAGUACAGUUGCUUUUUGCCAAAUAAUUGACACGAGAUGUGUGCGGUUCAGUCGAAAAGGUGGGGAGACAAUUAAAAUGAAUGAUUGUGACAUCACUAUAAGUAAUAUUUGUAAAUGCAUUUUGUUUGUUUAUUUGUUUUUGGGUAAAGAUGUCUAUGCAAACUUUGCAUCUUUUUUUUCAUGUACUGUACGUCCUUAUCAGGAAGGCCUUUUUUUUUUUUUAAAGUUGUUCCUUUGUCGUGCAGCUUCAUGAUGUUAACUUGUGUGUUGUGUACAAGCGAGGAUCCUCACUAAGCGCUCCAAUCUCAUCCGGCAACGUAAUUGUAUAAAGUGUAAGAAAUGUGAUUUUUAAGACUAAUAAUAAAUUAUAUUUAUAUGCAA